AUGAACUCCUCUCUGUUCCAAAAGGCAAAGUGGAAGGUUUGUUUUAGUGAUGAAUUCUUGAAAUCCAUGUCUAAGAUUCAAGACAUUGUCAUCUGUAAAGAGGUCAUUUCUCUUUUGGAGAAGCUUUCAGAUGGAUGGCGUCGGCUGCACAAACCUGAAAUUCUCAGUAACAUGGAUAUUGCUGCUUCACAACUGUUGGAACUAUAUGAUGUCAAAGGGCCGUUGAAAUUGAUUUGGACCAUCGACAUUCUCCGGGAAAAUUCAAGCGACGUUCAAGUUAUCAAAGUUUUGGACAUUUUGCCAAGUUAUGAGAUAUCAAAAUUGGCCAAGAAACUUGAUUCAGUAUUAGGGAAGUAUACAGCUGAUCAUAUAAGCCAAUGCUUGUUCAAGCGCGUUGAACAGGACUUGGUACUUCCAAUGACUUGGCCAGUGAAUACAGAUGUUGGAAAUGUUCCCUCUGGCAGUGAUCUUGUACAAGAGCUAGCAAGUCAAGUGGCGGCAAUUAGUGUACGGGAUGAACCGAGAGUAUGA
Messenger RNA from Fraxinus pennsylvanica, 531 nucleotides. The record is from the annotation of a GenBank genome assembly. NCBI's taxonomy places the organism in Eukaryota, Viridiplantae, Streptophyta, Magnoliopsida, Lamiales, Oleaceae.